AUGUCGGCCAAGGCGAUUUCCGAGCAGACAGGCAAAGAACUCCUCUACAAGUACAUCUGCACCACCUCGGCCAUCCAGAACCGCUUCAAGUACGCCCGGGUCACCGCUGACACAGACUGGGCCCACCUGUUGCAGGACCACCCGUGGCUGCUCAGCCAGAGCUUGGUAGUCAAGCCAGACCAGCUGAUCAAACGGCGUGGAAAGCUGGGCCUAGUUGGGGUCAACCUCACUCUGGAUGGAGUCAAGUCCUGGCUGAAGCCACGCCUGGGACAGGAGGCUACAGUUGGCAAGGCCACAGGCUUCCUCAAGAACUUCCUGAUCGAGCCCUUUGUCCCCCACACUCAGGAAGAGGAGUUCUACGUCUGCAUCUAUGCUACCCGGGAAGGGGACUAUGUCCUGUUCCACCAUGAGGGUGGGGUGGACGUGGGCGACGUGGAUGCCAAAGCCCAGAAACUGCUCGUCGGCGUGGAUGAGAAGCUGAAUCCCGAGGACAUCAAGAAACACCUGCUUGUCCACGCCCCCGAAGACAAGAAAGAAAUUCUGGCUAGCUUUAUCUCCGGUCUCUUCAAUUUCUAUGAGGAUCUGUACUUCACCUACCUCGAGAUCAACCCCCUUGUUGUGACCAAAGAUGGCGUCUACGUCCUUGACUUGGCUGCCAAGGUGGAUGCCACUGCUGACUACAUCUGCAAAGUGAAGUGGGGUGACAUAGAGUUCCCACCCCCCUUUGGGCGGGAGGCUUACCCAGAGGAAGCCUACAUUGCAGAUCUGGACGCCAAAAGUGGGGCAAGCUUGAAGCUGACUUUGCUGAAUCCCAAGGGGAGAAUCUGGACCAUGGUGGCCGGAGGGGGUGCCUCUGUCGUGUACAGUGACACCAUCUGCGACCUGGGGGGUGUCAACGAGCUGGCGAACUACGGGGAGUACUCGGGCGCCCCCAGUGAGCAGCAGACCUAUGACUAUGCCAAGACGAUUCUCUCCCUUAUGACCCGCGAGAAGCACCCAGAUGGCAAGAUCCUCAUCAUUGGAGGCAGCAUCGCAAACUUCACCAACGUGGCUGCCACAUUCAAGGGCAUCGUGAGAGCAAUUCGAGAUUACCAGGGUCCCCUGAAGGAGCACGAGGUCACGAUCUUUGUCCGAAGAGGUGGCCCCAACUAUCAGGAGGGCUUGCGGGUCAUGGGAGAAGUCGGGAAGACCACUGGGAUCCCCAUUCAUGUCUUUGGCACCGAGACUCACAUGACGGCUAUCGUGGGCAUGGCCCUGGGCCAUCGGCCCAUCCCCAAUCAGCCGCCCACAGCAGCCCACACCGCAAACUUCCUCCUCAACGCCAGCGGGAGCACUUCAACUCCGGCCCCCAGCAGGACGGCAUCUUUUUCUGAGUCCAGGACUGAUGAGGUGGCACCCGCCAAGAAGGCCAAACCUGCCAUGCCCCAAGAUUCAGUCCCAAGUCCAAGACCCCUGCAAGGAAAGAGCGCCACCCUCUUCAGCCGCCACACCAAGGCCAUCGUGUGGGGCAUGCAGACCCGGGCUGUGCAGGGCAUGCUGGACUUUGACUACGUCUGCUCCCGCGACGGGCCCUCGGUGGCCGCCAUGGUCUACCCUUUCACCGGGGACCACAAACAGAAGUUUUACUGGGGUCAUAAGGAGAUCCUGAUCCCCGUCUUCAAGAACAUGGCUGAUGCCAUGAAGAAGCACCCGGAGGUGGACGUGCUGAUCAACUUCGCCUCCCUGCGCUCAGCCUACGACAGCACCAUGGAGACCAUGAAUUACGCUCAGAUCCGGACCAUCGCCAUCAUAGCCGAAGGCAUCCCUGAGGCCCUCACGAGGAAGCUGAUCAAGAAGGCGGAGCAGAAGGGAGUGACCAUCAUUGGACCUGCCACUGUUGGUGGCAUCAAGCCCGGGUGCUUUAAGAUCGGGAACACUGGCGGGAUGCUGGACAACAUCCUGGCCUCCAAGCUGUACCGCCCAGGCAGCGUGGCCUACGUCUCACGUUCGGGCGGCAUGUCCAACGAGCUCAACAAUAUCGUCUCUCGAACCACGGAUGGCGUCUACGAGGGUGUGGCCAUUGGUGGGGACAGGUACCCCGGCUCAACGUUUAUGGAUCAUGUCUUACGUUAUCAGGACACUCCAGGAGUCAAAAUGAUUGUGGUUCUCGGAGAGAUAGGGGGCACGGAGGAGUAUAAGAUCUGCCGGGGCAUCAAGGAGGGCCGCAUCACCAAGCCUGUGGUCUGCUGGUGCAUCGGGACCUGUGCCACCAUGUUCUCCUCCGAGGUCCAGUUUGGCCACGCUGGAGCUUGUGCCAACCAGGCUUCCGAAACUGCAGUUGCCAAGAACCAGGCCUUGAAGGAGGCCGGAGUGUUUGUACCCCGGAGCUUCGAUGAGCUUGGAGAAAUCAUCCAGUCCGUGUACGAGGAUCUCGUGGCCAGAGGAGUCAUUGUACCUGCUCAGGAGGUGCCGCCCCCCACGGUGCCCAUGGACUACUCUUGGGCCCGGGAGCUGGGCUUGAUCCGCAAACCUGCCUCGUUCAUGACCAGCAUCUGUGAUGAGCGAGGACAGGAGCUCAUCUACGCAGGCAUGCCCAUCACCGAGGUCUUCAAGGAGGAGAUGGGCAUUGGUGGGGUCCUCGGCCUCCUCUGGUUCCAGAAAAGGUUGCCCAAGUACUCCUGCCAGUUCAUUGAGAUGUGCCUGAUGGUGACGGCUGAUCACGGGCCUGCCGUCUCUGGGGCUCAUAACACCAUCAUCUGUGCUCGGGCAGGCAAGGACCUGGUCUCCAGCCUCACCUCGGGACUGCUCACCAUCGGCGACCGGUUUGGGGGUGCCCUGGAUGCAGCAGCCAAGAUGUUCAGCAAGGCCUUUGACAGCGGCAUCAUCCCCAUGGAGUUUGUGAACAAGAUGAAGAAGGAAGGAAAGCUUAUCAUGGGCAUUGGUCACCGAGUGAAGUCGAUCAACAACCCAGACAUGCGCGUGCAGAUCCUCAAAGAUUAUGUCAGACAGCACUUCCCUGCCACCCCCCUGCUCGACUACGCACUGGAAGUAGAGAAGAUUACCACUUCCAAGAAACCAAACCUUAUCCUGAAUGUAGACGGUUUAAUUGGAGUCGCAUUUGUAGACAUGCUUAGACACUGCGGGUCCUUUACUCGGGAGGAAGCUGAUGAAUAUAUUGACAUUGGAGCCCUCAACGGCAUCUUUGUGCUGGGAAGGAGUAUGGGCUUCAUCGGACACUAUCUUGAUCAGAAGAGGCUGAAGCAGGGGCUCUACCGUCACCCAUGGGAUGAUAUUUCUUAUGUUCUUCCGGAACACAUGAGCAUGUAA
This is a messenger RNA of Rangifer tarandus platyrhynchus (Svalbard reindeer), 3306 nucleotides long. The record is from the annotation of a GenBank genome assembly. NCBI's taxonomy places the organism in Eukaryota, Metazoa, Chordata, Mammalia, Artiodactyla, Cervidae.